Pseudoliparis swirei is the source of this 2576-nucleotide messenger RNA. It is a transcript of the gene sgpp2, whose product is annotated as sphingosine-1-phosphate phosphatase 2. Lineage: Eukaryota; Metazoa; Chordata; Actinopteri; Perciformes; Liparidae. Gene Ontology annotation, biological process: sphingosine metabolic process; phospholipid dephosphorylation. The transcript has 5 exons. Gene Ontology annotation, cellular component: endoplasmic reticulum membrane. Bases 28 to 1371 code for a protein of 447 amino acids. The record is from RefSeq and is a predicted model, not a curated record. Gene Ontology annotation, molecular function: sphingosine-1-phosphate phosphatase activity.
UCCACCUCCAUCUCCACCUCCACCCCCAUGCUGCAGCGCCUGUCUUACCUCCAGGACUCGGAGCUCGUGGCCCGGUUCCAGAGGCGAUGCGGACUCGUCCUGGUCGAAGCCGCGCGCUCGGAGCCGGGCGGCGGGGGGCCGCGCGGCGCGCCGCCGGAGGAGGGCGGACCGGAGACCCCGGAGGAGAAGGAGAACUCUGAAUACAAGGAGAACAGCGUGAGUCUGAGCCGGCGGCCGCCCUCGCUACGAGGUGAGGAACUGGCCGCUGCACUUCCUGUUCCUGCUGUCGGCCGGCCUGGGCCACGAGGUCUUCUACAUCACCUGCCUGCCCUGCAUCCAGUGGAGCCUGGACCCGUUCCUAUGCCGACGCCUCAUCAACAUGUGGACCCUAGUGAUGUACGUGGGCCAGGUGAUGAAGGACGUGCUGAAGCUGCCGCGCCCUCUAUCGCCCCCUGUGGUCAAGCUGGAGACGCGCGUCGACGCCGAGUACGGGCUGCCCUCCACCCACGCCAUGGCCGCCACCGCCAUCUCCUUCACGGUGCUGCUGAGCGCGCCGUCCCGGAUACAGUUCCAGUUCGAGGUGGGUCUGCUGAUCGCUCUGACGCUGUCGUCUCUGGUGUGUCUGAGCCGCCUCUACACCGGCAUGCACUCAGUUCUGGACGUGGUGUGCGGCGCCCUGAUCUCCGCCGCCAUCCUCUUCCUCACCUUCCCGUACUGGGAGGCCUUCGACCGGCUGCAGCUCACCAGCGCCGCCUCCCCGCUCGCCGCCGUCUCGCUGACCCUCCUCCUCAGCUACACCUACCCGGCGCCGCCGCACCGCCGCAGCACCACCCGGGGCGACACCACCACCAUCCUGGGGGCGGGGGCCGGCUCCUCCGUGGGCUACUGGGCAAACCAGCAGCUGGGCCGGACCUUCGAGCCCCGGGGCCCGCUGCCCGCGGCGCUGCCCGCGCUGACGGCGGGCGCGUUGGCGCUGGGCGGCGCCCGCUUCCUGGUGGGCGUCGCCGCGCUGCUGGGGACGCGCCAGGUGGCGAAGACGCUGAGCCUGCGGGCGCUGUACCGCUGGUACGGCGUGCCGAGGGCCGACGCCGGCGCCCGGAGGCGGCGGGAGAUCGAGGUGCCGUACAAGUUCGCCACGUACGCGGCGGUCGGACUCGUCAACUCGAUGCUGGUCAACCGCCUCUUCCUGCUGCUCGGAAUACUGGGAACAGUCAAUGUUUAGACAGCGGAGGACACGGCACGGCCAGGAAGACGGGCUCAUGCGGACCACGACUUAGACACCACGAUUACACAAGGAUUACACCACUAUUCCACAAGUAUUCUACGACUAUUCCACGACUAUUCCACAACUAUUCUACGACUAUUCCAUAACUAUUCUACGACUAUUCCACGACUAUUCCAUAACUAUUCUACGACUAUUCCACGACUAUUCCAUAACUAUUCCACGACUAUUCCAUAACUAUUCUUCGACUAUUCCACGACUAUUCCAUAACUAUUCUACGACUAUUCCAUAACUAUUCCACGACUAUUCCACGACUAUUCCAUAACUAUUCUACGACUACUCCAUAACUAUUCUUCGACUAUUCCACGACUAUUCCAUAACUAUUCUACGACUAUUCCACAACUAUUCCACGACUAUUCCAUAACUAUUCUACGACUAUUCCACAACUAUUCCACGACUAUUCCACGACUAUUCUAUAACUAUUCCACGACUAUUCCAUAACUAUUCUUCGACUAUUCCACGACUAUUCCAUAACUAUUCUACGACUAUUCCACAACUAUUCCACGACUAUUCCAUAACUAUUCAACGACUAUUCCACAACUAUUCCACGACUAUUCCAUAACUAUUCCACGACUAUUCCAUAACUAUUCUUCGACUAUUCCACGACUAUUCCAUAACUAUUCUACGACUAUUCCAUAACUAUUCUUCGACUAUUCCACGACUAUUCCAUAACUAUUCCACGACUAUUCCAUAACUAUUCUUCGACUAUUCCACGACUAUUCCAUAACUAUUCUACGACUAUUCCACGACUAUUCCAUAACUAUUCUACGACUAUUCCACAACUAUUCCACGACUAUUCCAUAACUAUUCUACGACUAUUCCACAACUAUUCCACGUCUAUUCCACGACUAUUCCAUAACUAUUCUACGACUAUUCCACGACUAUUCCAUAACUAUUCCACGACUAUUCUUCGACUAUUCCACGACUAUUCCAUAACUAUUCUACGACUAUUCCAUAACUAUUCUACGACUAUUCCAUAACUAUUCUUCGACUAUUCCAUAACUAUUCCACGACUAUUCCAUAACUAUUCUUCGACUAUUCCACGACUAUUCCAUAACUAUUCCACGACUAUUAACCACAUUUCCAUGACCAGACAUUUUGCGAUAUCUCCGUGUCUCCACGAGUAAAAACCUUAAAAAUGACCCAAAUGAGACAAUAGUUUGAUUAAAAGAAUAAACAUUUAUAUGAAUGUUUAUUCUUUUAAUCGAACUGGAAAUGAACAUGACUGUAAAACAAUGUCCAUGACUUCAUUCAUUACUUUUCCAGGUCUUGAAAUAAACCAUCUUGAAUUCCA